Messenger RNA from Perca fluviatilis (European perch), 5689 nucleotides. Its product is annotated as synaptotagmin-14-like. The record is from RefSeq and is a predicted model, not a curated record. Bases 667 to 2889 code for a protein of 740 amino acids. Lineage: Eukaryota; Metazoa; Chordata; Actinopteri; Perciformes; Percidae. The transcript has 10 exons.
CACACACACAGUUGGUAGAGUCCGGGACGGAGCAUCAUGGCGAUUGACGGAGGAGGGAGGAACUGUGGUGUUCAUGAGCUCAUCUGUGCCAGACGAGUCUCUCCUGAGCUUCUGGGUGUCCUGUCUUCCAUUGCAGCCUUCAUGGCGUUGAUAGCUCUGUUUUUUCUUUACCUCAGCAACAAGCUGUCAGUGGAGAGUCCUGCCGAUCUGUCACAUCUCAGUGGCUAUGAGAACAACCAGCCAGGUACUCAACACACAUAAAGAGAAAAGAGAAGUUAGUAUUGGGGGAAAAACAUGAAGGAUGAGAAUGAAAUGUGUUAAACGUUAGGUAGAGGCUGAACUUGUGACUAAACUGAGGCCAACAGUUUUGACAUUUUCUUGUGUUUUUCGAGUGCUUCUAUCCCAGUUCAUAAAUGAAUGUACAUUUUAUUUUGGUUGCUUUCUAAACCCCUAUUAUAAUGUCUGAACAUGAGAAUAUGAAAACACUGUGUUACAAAACUAUCAUAUCAUAGUCUUUACUAUCGCCAUAUGGUUUGUAUGCAUGUGUUGAUCUCAGCACCCACUGUGAUGCUGGCACGGCACCCUGCUAACACCCACAUGUCCAUGUCAGAGCCUCUGAUGAGCUAAUCUAGCGGCCAGCGUGUUGACGGGAUCCCCGGCCGAGAGAUGGCCUUCUUUAAGAGCUUCCAGCAGAACCUUCCAUCUGUCAACAUUUCCUCCCUCUUGGACACAGUCACCAGCCGCGUGGACGACCUGGCCAACGCUGUCAGCGACGCCACAUACGCCGUCAGCGACCAGCUGACCGAGCAGGUCACCACCAUCAUCAGCAAGGUGCAAGAUGAGGAAGAUGCGGAAAACAGCGGCCAGGAGUCUGGUCAGACUUCCACAGCACAGGAAGGAGGAAGCAAGGCCAGCAACGCGGCGUCAAAGACCAACCAGUCCAGUGAUACUAAAGAGGCUGAGUGCGCUCCGAGCCAGCAGGAGUGGGAAUGGAGGGACGGAUGCUGGCGAGUUAAAAAGACAGAAGCCGAGUUAGCAGAGGAAAAGAAGAGGAAGAAAGAGGAGAUGGAGCUGCAGGAGAAGAAAGAGCAGAGGAGAAAAGAAAGGAGAGAAAAGCUGCUGGAGAAAGAAGCCAAGGCACAGAAGAACAAAGACGAAUGCCCAGAUGGAGAGCAAGAAGAGGAAGCUGAUGCUUUAGAGAAAACCGACACCAGUAGUGGACAGGGCAGAAAGGCGAGCGGCGGCGGAGACCACUCCAUCGCUCAGCAAAGAGGCGAUGAUGACUGCGUCGAACCUCCUCCGUCCCCUGGUCCUGAGACUGAAAGCAGGUUAUCAAAACAGAAAAAGCUAACAGAAGAGAAAGAGGUGGAAGACAGUCUUGAGAGAGAGGGAGACGACGAGGAAGAGGCUGAGCUUUCUAGAUCUUCCUCAACAGUGAAAAAGACAAAGUCAGACAAGAAGAAGAGGAAAGGAGAAAAGGAGGGUUUGAAGAAAUCGGAGGAAGCCUCAGACGUGGAGAAAAAGAAGGAGAAAGGGAAGAAAAGCAAGAAGAAAAAGAAAGGAAACCAAGUGCUAAACAAACGCAAACAGUCCACUGAUCAGGGAGGCUACAGCAGCGAAGCCUCCAGCGAACGGGCCAGCAGCAUCCAGAGAAUAAAGAAGAAUUCCUCCCUCAGUGAUCCCCAGCCUCCCCCGUACCAGGACGAGGGCUCGGCGCCGCGCGUGUCCUCUCGUUCCCGCUCGGAGCGAGGCGUCCGGAGGGGGUCGUCCCCCCAGCACUGCGACAGUCCCCGCUGCUCCAGCGAGGUCAGUGUGGACCAGGACACCGAGAGCUACCUCAACAAAGGCUGUGGGGAGGACAUUCCCAGUGACAGCACCGCUGUGCUGGGACCAGAGGACGGCUCUGGUUCUCAGCUCCCUACAGCCUACGAGCCAGAGCCAUUUGCCAAAUACGGCACGCUGGACGUCGCUUUCGAGUACGACUCCGGUGAGCAGUGGUUGGCCGUCACAGUCACCGCGGCGACAGACAUCCCUGCUCUCAAACAGACGGGCAACAUUGCGUGGCAGGUCCACCUGGUCCUGCUGCCCACCAAGAAGCAACGGGCCAAGACGGGCGUGCAGAAGGGUCCGUGUCCAGUCUUCACGGAAACAUUCAAGUUUUCCAGGGUGGAACAGGAGGCCCUGGGGGACUACGCUGUUCGCUUCCGCCUGUACAGCAUCAGGCGGAUGAAAAAGGAGAAGGUCCUGGGAGAGAAGGUGUUCUACCUGACUAAGCUCAACCUGCAGGGCAAGAUCGCUCUACCUGUCACCCUGGAGCAGGGCUCUGAACUUACAGGUUGCGGCUCUGUAGUGAGCGUGUCUCGCAGUGCAGGAGCUCUGUCCUAUCGCUCUACUGAAGACUCGUCCUUGCCAGAGAUCCUCCUGGGUCUCCUCUACAACUCUGCCACGGGACAGUUAUCUGCUGAGGUCAUCCAGGGAAGCCACUUCAAAACCACAGCGUCUGAUAAACCCGUCAAUGGUCUGUUCUGUUGUAUAAAACACUUCGUAGGGGGGCAGCUUUAUAUCAUGAGAGACACCUACGUGAAGCUGACCAUGCUGGACUCCAAGGGGAAAGAGAUGUCCAAGUGUAAGACGGCUGUGUGCCGCGGCCAGCCCAACCCCACCUACAAGGAGACGUUUUUGUUCCAGGUGGCGCUCUUCCAGCUGUCCGAGGUGUCCCUGGUGUUGUCUGUGUUCUGCCGCCGGAGCAGCAUGAGGCCCAGGGAGAGGCUGGGCUGGGUCUCCCUGGGCCUCAACAGCACCGGCGAGGAGCAGCAGGCCCACUGGACAGAGAUGAAAGAGGCGGAGGGACAGCAGGUCUGCCACUGGCACACACUUACCGACACAUAGGAGGGCGAUUUAUGCAGAGUGACAUUAACAACAUUCCCUGGCUGGUCAGAGUUUUGGGGGAGCAGGAAGCACCUUGUGAGAUGUGAGAUGUGUGAUAUGUGUGUGUGUGUGUGUGUUGCAUACAGGUGUGAGGGCAGGCAUGGGUUUCCUGCCAGAGACUGCAUGAAUACCCUUUAAUCUGCCACUUCUCUUUGAGGGCGACAGACUGACUUUAUUGGUGGAGGUGUAAGCUCUAGCACCAGCCUUUUUAAUGACAGAAAAAGGCAGUGGCAGACUGAAAAUUAAUGACAUUAUAAUUACCGAACUAACCAAGAACACAAGGAGGUUUUCCAGUAAUUCUGCCUAGCGCAAGAUAUGCAUGUACACUGACUGUUUACUGUUUUUGAAUCUUGGACCAAAGAGCUCGGUCCAUGACUAGCGGACACCUCCCUGUCUCUCCUGGGCUUCUUUGGACUUCCGCUGCCACCAGCAUACCAGACAUUUCUCUAUCAGUCAUAGCCAUUGACAAAAGAGAAGGCAAUGAAAAGACUGUUAAUAAGGGCCUACGACAUGCUGCAACUAUGCUUACAAGCUAUGCUUUGUACAGUUUGUUUACAUGCACAUGACAUUAUGCAAGAUCCAUUCAUAGGUUUCCCCUUUUAUGUUUUUGGAUUAUCAGUCAAAUGGUUUACCAGAUUUAUGGGUGUCUCUCUGGGGUAUGUAAGACAGCUUUUUUUUUUUUUUUUUAAAUGUGGUCUGGCAUAACUCGGUACACUAUGCAUCUGACGCCACUAUAAACGAGAGGGAUGAAAUUCUGUCUUGCGCUCGCUGAGUCUCUUACAGAAUUGGACACAGCUCUGCAUGCCAAUGGUAUCAAAGAACAGCUUCCUUUCCUGUGUAAUACAGAUUGAGCCUGUUUCACCAUUCAGCCUUCUGACAACUCAGCCAUGUUCAUUCAUGCAGAAACACGGUGCUUCCCGCUGAGGAGGAAUAUGCAAAAGCCUGCGCGGUCCAAUAAUCCUGGCUGUUUCCAUGAGGCCGAGAGAACAGUGUAGACUGUGAAGUGAGUUGGAGGGGCAAAAUGAAAUUGCAGUAUAAAAAAAAACUAAAGAAAUACGUAAAUCAUAUUUUCUGAUUACAAAGUGAAUGGAUGAGGGAUUAUUAAAUACAAGCUAAAAUAAAUGAAAACAUUGUCCAGAAGUGUGAGAAAUCUGGUUAUACCUGCACUGUUUUCAUCUGGAACAAAGCUAAUUUUUAGCCCUCAUCAGAAAAGAAAAGCUAUGAGUCAGAAAAAUCCCCCCCUCCCCCAAAAGACUACUGAAGACCACACAGCCACACCCCAUGUUUCAGUCAGAAGUAUGAAACCCUCUCUCCUCUUUCCUCUGGCUUGAAGCCAAGGGCUAUGGGAUGCAUUUUUCUUUCUCAUUGACCCAGUGAACCUCUCCUCUGGGUUAAGAGUGUUGCAACCACACCUCACCCCUUCAGUUCUCUUGAGGGGCAAAAGUUCUACAAAUUAAAUUUUUUUAUUCAUUAUAAGAUGAAUUAAAACCAGAUGUCUAGCAUUCCUGCCAGAUGAACAAUUGGCUUUUGAUUCCAGAAACGGAAAUAACAGCACGGCACGGAGUGCAUUCAUCCCAAGUUUGGCUUGCAUUUUGCACAAUUUGUGCAUUACCAGCAUUUACAACCACUGGCGGAAUAUUUUUUACACUUUGGGAAAAGACUAAUACCGCUCUCAUGUCUGUCUGAUAACUAUGAAGCUAACAGUUAGCUUACACUUACAGACAGCAGCCGGUUAGUUUAGCACGAAGACAGGAAACGAUUAGACAGCUAACCUGGAUCUUGUCAAAAUCCGCCUACCAGCAUCCAUUGACAUGCAUCUUGUUUGUAGUUUUUACAUUUCGGUUGUUACGGAUUAAAUCAUUUGUCAUUGCACAGGGAGUUAACAGUUAUGUACUAGACUAUUUCUCAGUCCUGACCAGUAACGCCUGGCAGUUUCUGCUGGUUCCCGUCCAAGAAAUAGUCCGGCCCAUAACCCCCCGUAAAAGGGCUAAUUGUACACAUUGGUUUUAAAUGGAUUAAACAUAUAAUGUGUUAUUUUAUGAGCUUUAAAGGUGCUGGUAGGCGGUUUUGUUUCCUUUAGACAGAGCCAGACCAGCCAUUUACCCGUGUGUCAAGUCUUUAUGCUAAGCUGCCUAGCUGCUAGCUUCAAUUUCACAAUGCAGACGUCACUAUUUUCUCAUCAAGCAAGCUAUCCCUCUGUCAAAAAAAAGAAGCAAAUAAAACCCCAUUUCCAAAAGGUCGAACAAAUUCUAAAGCUCUGAUUUACUUUACUUAUUUUAAGACAUUAUCAAAUAGUCAAAGUGUGCAGGAAUGUGUUUUGUAAAUAUGGAGAAAAUAAUGAGGCCAUAAGUCAGAUAAUGUUUUAUCAAUGUUGAGUUUUUAUUUCCAUUAAUCUGGCCUUCAAUGGUAUGUUUGACACUGUCAUCAGUCAUCAUCAUCAUCAUCAUCAUCAUCAUCAUCAUCAUCAUCAGUCUGGCACAGCGCAAGCAGCGUUGCAGGUGGCUGGAGCCUCUCACAAAGUGGUGGAUCAGACCCAGGAGCACAUAGUUUCACAACUCCUACCACCUAGCAGAGUGACUGCGGCCUUCCAGGGAAAUGUAUCCGAUCUGAUCCACGGAAAACCAGCUGUGCCACAGACCCUAGAGGGGGGAAACCAGGGACUGGAGGUAUGGGAGGUUCUGACUUCCAAAAUACCAGCUGAUCCUAUUUAUGCCCCAGGACAGGUUUCAUCAGCCAGGUAAUUACGAGCCCCCGAGCUCCA